Molecule: messenger RNA, 2099 nt
Organism: Aspergillus pseudotamarii
Lineage: Eukaryota; Fungi; Ascomycota; Eurotiomycetes; Eurotiales; Aspergillaceae
Product: translation initiation factor eIF-2B subunit family protein
Exons: 2
Coding region: 186-1820 (544 amino acids)
Molecular function (GO): S-methyl-5-thioribose-1-phosphate isomerase activity
Source: RefSeq, a predicted model, not a curated record
CUAAUUACCCUUCCAUAUUUAUAGGAUGCGUUGGAUUGCCCUUCAUGUAUCUAUUAUUUAUCAUCUCACCGAUACAAUGCCACCCACAGGCAUCCUCAAGUGAAAUGCACCCUAUGACCUUUUGGUCUGCGAUAGAUUGAUUGUCCGUCUACUGCGGGGUAGUUCAAUUUAUUCCACGCCCGAUCAUGACACUCAAGGAAAUGGCAACCCAAGCACAGGACUCCCAGAGAACCCAACAAUCUCAUACUAUGAUAAAGAGAGCAGUCGUCUCUUCCUUCAUCUUUCGCUUCCCUCCGGGGCAGCCAACCAAGCCGUCCGUAGCGUUGUUCAAGCGGAGCGGAAAAGUGAGGACGUACCGUUAUCACCUUGCCCCUAUCUCCGGUAGCAUCGAUCCUGAUGAUCCAGACCCUCUCGCGGCGGCGUGGCGCGAAUUGUGCGAAGAAACCAACCUCACCCCGUCGGAUCUCAGCUUCUGGCGCACCGGCAAGCCAUUCACUUUCAGCGACCCGUCUAUCGGCAGAGAAUGGACCGUUCAUCCGUUCGCUUUCCGUCUCAAAGAUCUGGCAGAAGGGGGACAGGGGGAGGAGGCCAUUCGGACUGACUGGGAACAUGAAGGGUGGCAGUGGUACGAUCCUCACACGGUGCUCGAAGACGAAAGCCUGACCACCGUUCCACGUCUGCAAGACAGUUUAAAAAGUGUCUGGUUUGAGGGCACAACCAACGAGCGAGCAGGAAGGGCUCUUGCGACUGGUCUGGAACGGCUGCGAGCGGACCAUGAGAGCGGCGCGCAUGAGUUGACGGCGAUAGCGCUCACGGUGUUUCGUGACUAUAUCGUGUACACGCAAAACCACCUCGAUGCGGAAUGGUGGGCCAUGAUUCGAAUGGCAGCAUGGCAUCUCAUCAAGAACGGACGAGAAAGCAUGGGUGCAGCCACGCAGAACGCCAUUCUAUCUGUCUUAGCGGAGAUAGAAGAUAUCAUGGAGCAGAAGACCGGUGCCGAGCAAAAAUGGGAUCGGAUCCUGGCUCUGAUCGACUUUCACCUGAGAAAUCGCGCCGAUACUGCACAGCAGGUCAAGCAAUCCUUCAUCUCGUACCUACAGUCUCACUUUUCGCCCGGUGGCACACAAAAGGAUCGGCUUACCAUGCUUACCAUAUCCUCCAGUUCUACUAUCCGGGACAGUAUUUUGGAAGCAUACGACGCGCUCGGGAUCCAAACACUGGAAGUACGGGUCCUUGAGUCAAGGCCGCUUUUCGAGGGCGCCAGCCUCGCCUCGUCUAUCUUAUCGACCUUCAAAUCCCAGUCGAAUUCUCCCGACAAGCAUCUGCGUAUCACGAUGUAUACUGAUGCAUCAGCUGCCCUGGCCGCCAAAGACGUCGAUAUCGUCCUGCUCGGUGCGGACCGCAUAUCCGCCACCAAGGGUGUCAGCAACAAAACUGGAUCGCUGCCUUUGGUGCUCAGCGCGAAGCAUGUCACCCCAAGCGUGCGAGUUGUCGUGCUUAGCGACAUCGAGAAGGUCAAUGGAACGGCUGGGGUAAUCAACGACGAACUCACCGAGGGCAAUGAUUCCUUCGAGGUGUCAAGUGCAUGGCGCAGUGACGGUGUCAAAGGUGUGCAGGUGCUAGAGAAUGGAAUGAGAGGGAGUAAGUCAGAGCAGGAGAAUUCGUCUGUGACGGUGGAGAAUAACUACUUUGAAUGGGUUCCUCUGGACUUGGUGGAUACCUUCAUCUGCGAAGAGGGAGUCCUUGAGAAGGACAGUAUUCAGGAGAAGUCCCGUAAGUUGGGAGAGAGGGUUGAUCGGUACUUUGGUACUUUGCAAUGAUGGCGGUCGUUCAUCCAGUUAAACUUAUCUAUUGUCUGGCCUACGAGCUGUAGUUAGAUAGCACUUUACAUAGCGCGACUAACUUAUGUCGUGCCAGACAUGCACCCAUUUCUUAAAUGAUAAGAUAACCUUCGAUAACAAGCUCUCAAGAAACCACAUCUACAUCGCCACUAAGCAAAAAGAUAUGAUAUCAUCCACAUGACAUGAGCCACAAUACAAACACCCAUUCAGCCCAGACAUAUCAGGAACUUUGUGAAUGGUGCUCAUAUUCACUCUACA